Molecule: messenger RNA, 3197 nt
Organism: Lynx canadensis (Canada lynx)
Lineage: Eukaryota; Metazoa; Chordata; Mammalia; Carnivora; Felidae
Gene: TMEM263
Product: transmembrane protein 263
Exons: 3
Coding region: 220-567 (115 amino acids)
Source: RefSeq, a predicted model, not a curated record
GGGCGGGUCGCGUCCGGCGCCACGUCCGCAGCCGGAGGCCGCUACUGCCGCCGCUGCCAACGGAGUCUUCUGGCUCCGAAGCUUGAGGAGACGCCUCUGGAGCCCGCAAUUGCCCGAGGCUGUGCCAGCCGCUCAAGCAACCGCAGCCGUCCUCGGUGCUGCCCGCUUCCUCCGCCCAGACCCGGCUCCAGACGCCGACCCUCGACCCCGGAGGAGAUCAUGAAUCAGGCAGAUAAAAAUCAAGAAAUCCCAUCAUACCUUAGUGAUGAACCACCAGAAGGUUCAAUGAAAGAUCACCCACAGCAGCAACCAGGCAUGUUGUCCCGUGUGACUGGGGGUAUCUUCAGUGUUACAAAGGGAGCCGUUGGUGCCACCAUUGGUGGUGUGGCUUGGAUUGGUGGGAAGAGUCUGGAGGUGACCAAAACAGCUGUUACAACUGUGCCUUCCAUGGGAAUAGGGCUGGUGAAAGGGGGCGUGUCUGCUGUGGCUGGAGGUGUUACAGCUGUUGGGUCUGCUGUUGUAAACAAAGUGCCCUUAACAGGAAAGAAGAAAGACAAAUCUGACUAAACUAUGGAGAUACACUUGCUCUCCACAGCAUUAUGAUGCCAGUGGCAUUGAAUUGCUAAAUUAUGGACUACAACCAAGUCACCUGUUUGGACGUUUAUCUUCUAAACUGCUGUGUUGAAAGUAUUGAUGACUGGCUUUUGUCUAAAAAGAAGAGACCAAUACUAGCACAGUGUAUGAAGGUUUCUCAUACUUAAAUUCCAGCUUUUUAUCUGGUAAAAUGUUACACUUAUUCAGUUGUAACUGAAGAUAUGGUAUAUUUGAAUAUUUACUAUAAGUCUUUCAGUUUAACUAAAAAAUGUGAAAGUUGAAUUUAGUUGAUCUUUAUAGUUCCAUAUGUAUAAUGUGCCAGGUAACUCAUUUGCCCCUUAAGAAGGGAACCUUGAACUACAUAAACUGUACCUUUGAUGUGCCUAAUAGUUUCAGAUGUCUUAGUUUUUUUUAUAACCAUAGUUGAUUAGGCCAAGAGGCAUUCUUUUCUUAUUUAAGCUGGUAAAAGCAGGAAUUAGAGAAAUUCAGGAGAAGAGAAAAAUGGUUUUAUGAUACUGAGUGUUAACCAUCUUUUGUUAGAUAUGCAUUACAUUAAUUUAAUCAUUGAUGCCUUAUAAAAGAAAACAUCUUUUAUAAUACCCUAAAUAUGUGCAGUUCUUAGAACUAUAUUGGAUUCUUUUAAAAGUUGUGAAAUUAGUUUUCCCUCUUAAGAAUCUCAGGAGUAGUGGGGUAAAGGCAUUUCUUCCUCUCAGCAGAUAAGACAGUGCUUGGUAACUUUUUGUUAACUGUCAGUAUAGUUAACAGCCAAACUGUAUGCUUCAUUCUGGUUUCAUGCUCCAUCUUUAAUACACCUCACAGUGCCUAAGGAACAUUUCUUUGCUGGUCAUAAGCUAUCUUGGAAGAGUUUCAUAUUAAGGAGGAACAAAUAAUUUUAAGUUCUUAAGAAUCACCUGACACAUCCAAGAUACAAAAAGAAUUCUUCACACCAGUUUUGUCUGUAGGGUGGCUUAAAAUGCUAGUGCCCCCUUCUAAAAACACAGUAUAAGCAGCCACAAAUAUGUGGGGGCUGACUUUUCAAUUGAAUGAAAUGGGCUUCACUGAUUAGUUUUGAAUGUAAAAUAUAUUUUAAGUGCUUUCAAUGGUUUAUAGGAUUUUAAAAUGUUAUCUUACAGUCCUUUGAAGAAGUCAUAGAUUUUGUACCAUUUCCGAGUCAACUUCAGGCAGGGAAUUGAAGUUUUUGAUGAUGGAUGAUAAGUGUGUCAUGUCUUCUUAAUAUGUCUCAUCAUGUCUCACUCAUUCUUAAAGAGUAUCACUUAGCUGGAAUUCAUCUUUUUAUUUCAUAUUCAGUUUCUAAAAAAAUUUAAAAGUGCACAUAUACUUGGCAUUCCUCUUAGCUAAGGGUUAUAAUACAAGCCUGAAAAAAAUCUUAGUUUUGUUUAUACUUCAGUCUGGAAAUUUCCUCCAUUUUGCCGACUUCUGUGUAAUGUGUGAGGGAGGAAAGGAGGUGAUGCUCUGGAGUAAAUAAGUCAGAAUACAUCCUUGAGAACUUAGAUCACUCCAACACCUACAGCUUAAAUGUUUGUUUCUAAACCACUGGGAAUUUUACCUUAGUAAUGUGGACAACAAAUGGCUAAGAACAUAACUUUUAAAAGCUUUUAUAAAGGCCGGUAGGUAUCUUCUGCAAACCUACAAAGGUUCUUGAACCUACCAUUAUAUACAAAACUGGAAAGUUGUUGAGUUCAUCAGAAAUUAAAUGGUCUUUGUUUCAUGCACCAUGAUUUAAGGUAUAUUUGUUGGUAUAUCUGGUCAAAUGUGAUAAUCAGAAAAGAGAUUUUUAAAAGAAACCCAAAGUUAAUAGGUGAACACUAAACAGUGAUCUAAAUAAUGGUAUUGGAGAACUUGUUUCCUGCUAUUUGAAAGAAAUUAUUACUUCAUUGCUAGUUUAUAUUUCUAAUUUAUCUUCUAUAGUCAUAGGCUCUGCUGUGCUUUUGUACCUGAAUUUCUAAAUAUAGACUUUAGUUUACUGUGUGCUUGCAUAUUUAUUUUCAACUUUGUCUUUAAAAUUGCUUGAGGAAAAAUGGUUGUAAUUUCUGCUACAGAAGAGCCACCUGGUACAUUUUCUCUCAUCAAGUUUGUUUUAAACUCUGAAGUAUAAUUUGAUUCAGGAGAGGCUUUUGCAAGGACAGCAGAGAACUGUACAAAUGAGCAGCUAGUCAUAGAGGUUCUUGUUGAAAUGAACUUGCCAUUUGAUGGUAUAUGUACAGCUGUACACUUGAGUCUUUUCCAGUUUAUUUUCAUAGACUAGCAGUUUGACCUGCGAAGCAGUACUGGUUCACUUCAAGCAGCGAAGGUUGACAUAGACACCUGGAGGCACCUGUUAUUCAGUUUCUCUUUUGAGUGGGUAUUUGGCACAAUGAGGAUAAAUUUGUGUGACCCACUUGAAUGCCUGAUCUAAUAAUGUUGACAUCAUGAAUCCUGUACUUAGUGAAAUGUCAGAUGAAGGUAACUGGUGAUUGAAUAAAAUUUUGUUUGUAUUGAAGGAAUGGGAAAGAAUACAUAAAUCUGUUAAUAAAACACCAUGAUCUGCAAAAGACAAAAUGUUUCAUAAAGAUCUGAGGAAAUAAAGGAAUUUAAAGGAAAAA